AUGUCAGUCCUGGAUACCACCAAAGACCUGGCUGCUCUGUUCAAGCAACAGGUCCACGAAACGCCGGACGCUGUUGCUCUGGAGGAUCAACAGGUCGUGUAUACCUACGGUCAACUCGAUGAUAAAGUCGAGGACUUGGCAUCUCGACUGCAAGACCACGGAGUCCAGCGCAACAGCCCAGUGGGCGUUCUUCUGCCACGAAGUGCUGACUAUGUCAUCGCUUGCCUCGCAGCCUUACGUGCUGGAGGAGCGUUUCUUGUGCUGGAGUUGGCCUACCCACGGGACAUGCUCAACGAUGUCAUCGAAGAUGCCCAGCCUAUUGUGGUUGUGACAUAUCGAGCAGAAGUCGGCAAGUUCAAGGAGAGCACAGCCCUACUCGUGCUCGACGAGGACGCACCAUCCACGAAUGGCACUACGAACGGCACCUCGCACGACGUUGCCACCGUACCAGACGAGACUGACUUGGAUAAGUUAUCGUUCAUUGCAUACACCUCCGGCACGACUGGUAUCGGCAACCCUCACCGAGCGCCGGUCCUGUCGUACGACUUGCGUUUCGCCUUCUCUGACCUGGGUCCUGGGGACAGAGUUGCUUGUAACGUCUUCUUCGUGUGGGAAAUACUCCGACCAUUACUACGUGGUGCCACCACGAUAGCGGUCCCGGAUGAAGUCAGCUAUGAUCCGGUAGCUUUGGUCGAGCUUUUGCAUGCUAAGGACAUUACGGAGACACUUAUGACGCCAACUUUACUGGCCACGGUCCUAGCACGUCAUCCAAGGCUUGGGGAGAGGCUCCCACAUCUGCGUACGCUAUGGCUCAAUGGCGAGGUUGUCACGACCGAUCUCGCUCGCCGUGCUAGCAAAGCUCUUCCCAAGGUCCGUCUACUCAACGUGUACAGCGCAUGCGAGACUCACGAGAUAGCUUGUGGAGACAUCUCGAAAAUGCUUGAUGAGGAGGCGACCUACUGCCCGGUUGGCCGUCCAGUCGACCAAAAGCACAUAUAUGUACUGGGUGAAGGCGGAAAGGAAGUCGAGGCUGGCACCAGUGGUGAGCUGUACGUUGGCGGAGACAUGCUCGCUCGUGGCUAUCUCAAUCGCCCAGAAACUACUGCAGAAAGCUUCACGACAAAUGAGUUCGUGGACGUCGAAGGUGCUCGAAAGUACAAGACCGGUGAUCUGGCGCGUGUCUUGCCGUCAGGAGAGCUUGAGAUUACAGGUCGUGUUGGUGCAAUGAUUAAGCUUCGCGGCUACUCGGUGGUUCCUGGCAAAGUGGAGGAUGCAAUUGUCUCGCACCUAGCCGUGGGCCACUGCGCCAUCGUUGGGCAUGGCGAAGGUCUCGAGAAGCAACUUGUUGCAUAUAUUGUGAGAGAUUCUGAAAACACAGAAGACAGGCCAGAUGUGGAAAUUGAUGGCUCUGGCCGCAGUCCGGCAGCACGAAAAGUAUUGUCGCAAUACCUUGCGCAGUACAUGCUGCCGGCCUUGUGGAUUGAGCUUGAGCAGCUACCUACGCACGAAGUAUCGGGCAAGAUCGAUACGAAAGCGCUGCCACCUCCUCCAGACGAAAAGCAGGCAGUCACAAGCACUCCCAAGGAUCCGAUCUCCAUCGAUCAAGUGGCCGAUCUGUGGGCAGAAACCCUACAUGUAUCCAGGAAGAGCAUCACGCCAGAGCAUGGUUUCUUCGACCUGGGUGGCCACUCAUUGUCUCUUGCCGAGCUUGCAGCAAGGCUGUCGAGGACGUUUGGCUUCAGGAUACCGGUCGCAAGAUUGGCUGAUCCUGUCACCUUGGAAGGCCAUGUCCAGACUGUGAGACAAGUUCGGGAUGGACAAAUUGCAGCGGUGCAAUCCGAUCUGCCAUCAGCACUACGCGAAGAUUCGACAUUGGACAGCGAUAUCAAGCCACCUAAGGUUAAGAUGCAUUCUCUCAAGGAGGCGCAAACAGUAUUUCUUACUGGAGCAACUGGCUUCUUAGGAGCCUUCCUGCUUAAUGAUCUCCUGGAAAGUACAUCGGCGAAGAUAAUCUGUCUCGUCCGCUUCACGGAGCCGUCAGACUCUUACGUACCGGCUGGCGUGGCCCGCAUGCGGAAGAAUCUGAUUGACCUCGGACUGUGGCGGGAUGCCAUCAUGGAGAGAGUCGAGAUCCUGCCUGGCAAUCUUGAGCGCAAGCGACUUGGAUUGUCACCCGAGAAGUUCAGUGACUUGGCCAAGAGCGUGCAAGUCAUCGUGCACGCCGCAGCCACGGUCAACCUGGUCUAUCCAUACGCCGCGCUGCGAGCUGCCAAUGUCGCUGGCACGCGCGAGAUACUCCGUCUAGCAUGCCUGGGCGGCUCGACGGUGCAAUACGUCUCUACUAAUGGAGUCUUGCCACCUUCGAUGUCUGGUCAUGGCUGGCCAGAAGACUCCAUGAUGUACGUGGACAACGUACCGGAAAAGAUUCAUGAUGGCUAUGGUCAAACCAAAUGGGCUGCUGAGCAGCUUGUGUACGAAGCUGGACGCCGUGGGCUACCUGUCAGAAUUUUGCGAGCAGGUACAAUCAGUGGUCACUCUGCCAGCGGUGCAGCAAAUGCUUAUGAUCUGCUGACUGCCCUCUUUGUGGAAUCGAUCAUGCUGGGGUUUGCACCAGACGUCGAAGGUUGGAGAGCUGAGAUGACGCCUGUCGACUUUGUAUCCAAAGCGAUUGUACAUCUCGGCAAUCAGACUCAAGCUAAGCAAUUGGUCUUCCACCUAGGAGAUCCUGACCCAGUGCCCACGAGCACAGUAUUCGACAACCUCGGCGAGCUUGGCUAUCCCACAGAGCGUAUCGGUUUCGAUGAGUGGGUGGCACUCUGGAACGAGCGGAGAGGUGCUACAAAGGGUGGUGAUGGGGCCUUCACAGUCGAUAUCUUGCGCUCUGGAAUGCCUUCAGUCGACUUUCUGCAGGGCAUAGUCGUGCUCAACAACGCACAAACUAGGCCGUUCCGUGCCAUGGUCGAGCGCCCCAAAGUCGAUAUCGUUCUCCUCGAGACGUAUGCUCGACAUUGGUAUGCUCGAGGUUGGCUGCCACGUCCACCCUCAAGACAGCUUGCUAAGGGCGGCGCUGCUGCGGUCUUCCGCAAGAGCGUCCUGACCGGCAAAGUAGUUGUCAUCACAGGUGCCUCAUCGGGCAUUGGAGCCGCAGUAGCCGCUGCAUUGGCCAGAGAGGGGUGCCAUCUUUGCCUCGGCGCCAGACGUACGGAUGCCUUGGAGACCGUCAAGAAGCGUCUGGCCGUGCGCGAAGGCAAAGUCAUCGUCCGCCAAACCGACGUCACAGAUGGCGAACAAGUUGAGUCCAUGGUACAAGCUGCUGAAGAAGAGCUUGGUCCAGUCGACAUCCUUGUCAGCUGCGCCGGCGUCAUGUACUUCACCAUGAUGGCCAAUGCUCACAGUGAGGAGUGGGAUCGCACUGUCGACGUGAAUUGCAGAGGCUUACUUCACUGCGUAUCGUCCGUGGUCCCACCUAUGCUUGAGCGUGGCAAGGGCCACAUCGUCGCCAUCUCAUCUGACGCUGGUCGCAAAGUCUUCCCCGGCUCGGGUGUCUACUCUGCCAGCAAGUUUUUCGUGGAAGCUACAUUACAGGCAUUGCGAUUGGAGACCGCCAGCAAGGGUCUUCGUGUCACUGGUGUCCAGCCGGGCAAUACUCAAACGGAUCUGCUAAAUAUGAGCUCGGACGAGGAGGCAGUGAAAGCAUACGGAACACCAACUGGUGCGCAAAUCCUCGACCCAGAGGAUGUAGCCAACGCUAUUAUCUACGCACUCAAACAACCGGACUAUGUGGCUGUGAACGAGAUUUUGAUUGAGCCAAGGGAGGAACCUAUAUAG
Molecule: messenger RNA, 3828 nt
Organism: Recurvomyces mirabilis
Lineage: Eukaryota; Fungi; Ascomycota; Dothideomycetes; Mycosphaerellales; Teratosphaeriaceae
Exons: 2
Coding region: 1-3828 (1275 amino acids)
Molecular function (GO): phosphopantetheine binding
Source: RefSeq, a predicted model, not a curated record